Peronospora matthiolae is the source of this 774-nucleotide messenger RNA. Lineage: Eukaryota; Oomycota; Peronosporomycetes; Peronosporales; Peronosporaceae. The record is from the annotation of a GenBank genome assembly.
AUGGACAGCGUCUCGCCAUACACGACUACAUGGCUCGCGAGCUCGCCGAAUCCCAUCGGCGAGGUCGACAUCGCUAUCGCCUCGAGACUUCUCGAGGCUCCUCAAGCGAAGGUCAAUUUCCUUCUUUCCCGUCUCACUGGGAAAGCCAAGGAGUGGGCCUUGGAAAAACUCGUUGUUGACAAGUUUGCGUUCCCCACUCUGGAAGCCAUCCAGAGUGACCUUCGACUCGCCUUCGAGCCGCCCCAGGAAGAUAAGUUGGUGCGUUCAAGGUUCCUGUCCCUGCGACAGGGUAAGAUGUCCAUGCACGACUACGUGCAGAUGGCUCGACAUCUGGCGUCUUGCAUUAUCACGCAUCCCAUGGACAUGUAUACACAAGUAAACGUGUUUGUCGAUGGCAUGCGUGAAGGGCAGACUAGCCUCUCGCUGGAACGAGCAGAGCCUGCCACGCUGGAGGAGGCUUUCGCUAUCGCUCUCCGUGAGGACUUCAGAGUCACCAAGGCCUAUACCAAGCCUUCAGUUGUUACCGCUGUCAGAUCAGCGGGCCCGGAACCUAUGGAGAUCGAUGCAAUUGAGUCGUCGGGUGACCGACAACGCGCUACAGCCUACAAGGGCGACGUCCGAGGCGGACGUCAGAUGAUCUGCUUUCGAUGCCGAAAGCCGGGACAUCGCGCGGCUGAAUGCCGCGCGCCAGCACCGAUGUCGGUGCAUGCGACGGACACCCAUCAUGAGGGAGGUGCUCCGAUCAGUCGUCCAAAAAAUGGACGAGACCAGUAG